AUGAACCUGUUGAGCAGACUCGUUGGUUUGGGUAGCCCAAGGGCAGCAGACAACAUGAAUUCAACCGCUGCUCAAGGACCAGAUGAUGACAUACCAGCACCAGGUCAACAGUUUGCCCAGUUUGGUGCUGGCUGCUUUUGGGGUGUUGAGCUGGCCUUCCAGAGGGCAUCAGGGGUGAGGAAGACAGAAGUUGGUUAUAGCCAGGGGCAGUUGCAUAAUCCAAGCUAUGAGGACGUGUGUACAGGGACCACACACCACUCAGAGGUUGUCAGGGUCCAAUAUGAUCCCAAUGAAUGUAGCUAUGAGAAUUUGCUUGAUGUGUUCUGGGCUAGACAUGAUCCUACUACACUCAAUCGGCAGGGUAAUGAUGUGGGAACACAAUACAGGUCUGGAAUAUACUAUUACACACCUGAACAAGAGAAGGCAGCCACAGAGUCCUUGGAACAACAACAGAAGAAGCUGAACAGGAAGAUUGUUACUGAGAUCCUUCCUGCCAAGAAGUUCUACAGGGCAGAGGAACACCAUCAACAGUACCUUGAGAAAGGGGGCAGAUUUGGCUCCAAGCAAUCUGCUUCUAAGGGAUGCAACGAUCCAAUUCGAUGCUAUGGUUAG
This is a messenger RNA of Sphenostylis stenocarpa, 612 nucleotides long. NCBI's taxonomy places the organism in Eukaryota, Viridiplantae, Streptophyta, Magnoliopsida, Fabales, Fabaceae. The record is from the annotation of a GenBank genome assembly.